Molecule: messenger RNA, 2053 nt
Organism: Fundulus heteroclitus (mummichog)
Lineage: Eukaryota; Metazoa; Chordata; Actinopteri; Cyprinodontiformes; Fundulidae
Gene: prss23
Product: serine protease 23
Exons: 2
Coding region: 304-1440 (378 amino acids)
Biological process (GO): proteolysis
Molecular function (GO): serine-type endopeptidase activity
Source: RefSeq, a predicted model, not a curated record
GGAGAGCGUGCAUAGCGCCUCUGUGACUGAGCUGUGCGGGCUGCCGUGGAGAUCCGCACAUUCACUGCGCACCUGGCGCUUUGUUUGCGCACAGAAUAAAAGAGAGAAAGCGGGAGGUAUCUCCCAGACAAAGAGAAAGAAAGAGAGUGAGAGAGAAAGAACACGAAGAUAAAAGAGGAGGUGGUGAGCUACCUGCCUGCGGAGAUCAUGAAGGAACCCUGGAGAAAUGAUCCUGAUGGAGAGGAAAACCUGACCGGGAUGUAAACACGGACCAACAGUCUCUAAACAGGAGUGUUUUCCACCAUGACGCCCCGUGAGACCACCAUCUUAACCCACCUGCUGCUGCUCUUCCAGCACCUCCUCCCCCUCGCCCUGUCUCUCCUCCAGCCUCCGCCCGUGCACGUGCCCACGCUGGUCCCGCACGCACCCACGCCCCUGACCCACUCCCGCUUCAGCGCCACGGCGCAGCUGGAUCUCACCACGCGCUGCAACUCCAGCUGCUUCCACAGGGCCGAGCAGGAGCCGAGGGAGCAGCUGACGGACAAGCUGGCCUUCGAGACGCUGUACGCGGACGGCUUCCGCACCCUCACCACGGUGGAGGUGGAGGUGGAGGUGGAGGAGGGCGGCGAUGCUCUCCGCCCGCCUCCCUGGAGACGGACGAGGGCGAAGCACGGGCGCGUAAAGAGGCAGAUCUACGGGGCGGACGGGCGUUUUAACAUCCAGGGCGACGACUUCCUGAUGGAUUAUCCUUUCUCCACGGCGGUGCGCAUCUCCACCGGCUGCACGGGCGUCCUGGUGUCUCAGCGGCACGUCCUCACCGCUGCGCACUGUGUGCACGACGGGAGGGACUACGUUCACGGGGCGCAAAAGCUCAGGGUGGGCUUCCUGAUCCCUCCAUCCAUCAACGGCACCAAAACGGGCCUGGUGCCCAACAAGAAGCCUCUGGUCCGCUGGGUGAGGGUGAAGCGCACCCGGGUGCCAAAGGGCUGGAUCCAGGGGCCUCAGGAGGUCAGCAUGGACUUUGAUUACGCAUUGCUGGAGCUGCGCUGGCCUCACCGGCGCCCCUUCAUGCGCCUGUCGGUCGCGCCCUCCUCGGACGACCUGGCGGGGAAUCGCAUCCACUUCUCCGGGUUCGACAGCGACCGUCCAGGGGAGCUGGUGUACCGGUUCUGUCCUGUGGAGGAGGAGUCCAGCGAUCUGAUCUACCAGCACUGCGACGCCCGGCCCGGGGCCAGCGGCUCCGGGGUGUACGGGCGGGUGUGGGACAACGCGCUGGAGCGCUGGGAGAGGAAGGUGAUUGGGAUUUUCUCUGGACACCAGUGGCUGGAGAUCGAUGGAGAGAACAGGGACUACAACGUGGCCGUGCGCAUCACGCCCCUGAAGUUUGCCCAGAUCUGCUACUGGGUGCACGGGAACCGGCUCGACUGCAUCCCGGACUAAUAAGGGAGCGCACAGUUAUUUAAAGAUAAACGCAGGGGUGAAAUUUCCUAUUAGCUACGUCUGCAAACAUCUGAGUGACACAGACAUGUUUCCAUGUAGGGGUCUGUCUUUGCACCAGUACAGAAAAAAAAAAUACUUUUGGCUCCAUUUCCCACAUUUUUCCUCUCCUGUAUUUAAUUGGCUCCCUGUAACCUCUGCGCCUAUUAAAUAAAUCUGCCAGUGAGAUCACCACAAUUUAUUAUUUUUUACCCGCUUUUAGAUUAAUGUCAGUGUUUCCACAAUAAUAACCGAGGCUCCUGCGGAGGGAAAACCACUUUCUUCUUGUGCAUCCGCAGGAGCGGAUUUACUGUCGAUUACCGUAAUCUACUGAGGAUAAAUUAUAAUCCUGCCUGCUCUUUCAUCUGCACGACGCUUUGGUGAUUUUUGGCAGUCCUCCAUCAGAAACAGGGCUCCUUCUCCCUGCUGCACGCAGCUGAAGAGUACAUGAACGACAAACCUGCUUUUUAACGUUUCAGCUGACACUAUAGACUUCUCUUAGUUGACCGGAGACAGAUUUUUAUUUUAUUUUUGGAGAAAUGCUUGAUAUAUUUUAAUAAACAGAGAUCUAAGUGUU